GGCGGGUGCAGGGAGGUGUGAUUGACGGGCCCGGGUCACGGGACCAUGGCGACGCUGGGCAGGGCCUGCGGCAUCGGCGAGCGCUGUCCCGGGUGGCAGCAGUAGCAACAACAUGGCUGUGAGUUGCCGCGACACAGUGGAGCGGGAGAAGCUGUUCACUCCGGUCAACAGCUAUGGCUCUCAGGACCACGUCCACAUCUCUCCGCACUCCUGUGUGUCUUCUGGAGCUGCGUUCGACAUACAAGAGGAAGAAAUGAAGAGGAAACUGAAGUACUACUUCAUGAGUCCUUGUGACAAGUACCGAGCGAAAGGCCGGAAGCCAUUCAAACUGGUGGUGCAGAUCGUAAAGCUCAUCUGCGUCACAGUGCAGUUAAUCCUGUUCGGCUUGAGUAACCAGAUGGUGGUGGAUUUUAAGGAAGAAAACACAAUGACAUUUAAACACCUAUUCUUGAAGGAUUACACAGUGGAAGCGGAUGGUUCCUAUGCCGUGUACAAGAAGAGGGACGUUUAUGACUCUAUUUUCUACGCAGUUAACCAGUACCUGGCUCUGCACAAUAUGUCUCUGGGACGCUACGCCUAUGUGUUUGAGAAUGACGCCAAUCGGACCGGCCUCCAUCUUUGCCAGCGUUUUUACAAGAAGGGCAGCAUCUUCCCAGCGAACGACAGCUUCAACAUCAACCCGCUGGUGAUAACAGACUGUAUGAGUGUGAGCCCCAUGGAGACGGAGAUGCACAAGAACCUCUCGCUGAAAUUCUACAAGCUUAUCGAUGUGUCCAUCAGAUUUAAACUGAAAGCUAUUAACAUUCAGACAAUCAUCAACCAUGAAAUCCCAGAUUGCUACACCUUUAACAUUCUAAUCCUGUUUGACAACAAGGCCCACAGUGGCCGGAUAAAGAUCAGCCUGGAUAACAAAGUGGUCAUCAACGAGUGUGCUGAGCCCAGUGUUUCUGGAUAUGGAAGGAAUGAGGCUGGCCUCCUGACGUUUGACACUUGCAUCAUUCUGUUGUGUGCGCUAUCGUUCGUCCUGUGCGUGAGAUCCAUCAUCCGAGGCAUCAUGCUGCAACAUGAAUUUGGGAAGUUCUUCGUCCAGAAGCACAAGAGGGACGUGUCAUGUGCCACUCGCAUGGAGUUUGUCAAUGGCUGGUACGUGCUGCUGAUAGUCAGCGAUGUCUUCACCUUCCUGGGCACGGUGAUGAAGAUAGGAAUCGAGUCCAAGAAUUUUGCAUCCUAUGACCUGUGCAGUAUUCUACUGGGAACCUCAACUUUGUUAGUCUGGGUUGGAGUGAUUCGCUAUUUAAGUUUCUUUCAGAAAUACAACAUCCUCAUCGUAACUCUCCGAGUCGCUUUCCCGAAUGUGAUCCGCUUCUGCUGCUGCGUUGCUGUCAUCUACAUGGGUUACUGCUUCUGCGGGUGGAUAGUGCUGGGCCCUUAUCACGACAAGUUCCGAACGCUCUCGAUGGUCUCGGAGUGUUUGUUCUCGCUCAUCAAUGGGGACGACAUGUUUGUGACGUUCGCACACAUGCGGCAGAAGAGUACGCUGGUUUGGUUGUUCAGCCAGGUCUACCUGUACAGCUUCAUCAGUCUCUUCAUCUACAUGGUGCUCAGCCUCUUCAUCGCCCUCAUCACUGGCUCCUAUGAAGCCAUCAAGCACCACGGGAUCAGUGGGGUCCACCCCAUAGAGCUGCGUGAAUUCAUCGCGGAGUGCACGGAUGCUCCCAACUCUGGCAAGUUCCGUCAGGUGGAGAGCUCCGUCUGCUCCUUGUUCUGCUGCUGCGACAGAAUGACCACAUAUGAGGAGACACUCUUGGUGAACUGACCCACUUGAGGAUGCUGCUCGUGAUUCCAGCUGCCUGCGUGCGUCCCACACUAAAUCCUCCGGGAAGCCUCCAGACAUUGUGAAGGCCUUGUCCUGAGGACCUUGAGGUGAUACCGGGAGCAACUCAGUACAACUAUUCCAAGGAGACUUCUAUAUUUGCUUUUAUCAUUGACGCCACACUAAAUGAUCAAUGGCGUGUCCAAUAUAUUUAUUGCACAGAGGAAUGCUGCCGGAGUGCAGGUUUCCAUCUAUGUCGAUUUGAAGGGAACAUUUCUUCAGUGUUCGUGAUCUUAACGGCAGUUCGUGUUCGUGAUCUUAACAUUUAGAAUUGGAGGCCUUGCGAUCUCUCCUGGACCUUUCCACUGCCUCUCCAUAUCCCCCCAGCGUAGGAAACUGAAUGAUGGCCCGCUCUCUUAAUAGUUGAAUAGAUUAGAUCCACAACUAAAUACAGGUCCACCACCCUCCCACAGUCUCAGAUAAAUACACAUUGCCGAUACCUUUAUUUCAGAUUGUCAGCAGAUUAUAAUUUCAGGUACAGGUCCACCACUGAUUUUUCGUCACGCUUGGUUCCAGAGCCUUUCUGGGUUCUCCGUUUUUCCGGACCAACGGAGGUCACGGAGUCCAACGGCACCGGAACGGUCCUCCGAGGAGCCGAGAUACCGGCCUGCAAGGUUGGCCAUGGGAACGGAUCUGCCGGCUCCAGCUGGGCCAGAGUUCCAGAACCCCGGCCUCAGUGGGGGGAGGGGGGGCAAAUUCAACCCGCCGAUCGGCCGCGGAAGUCCCGAUGAGGUUGAGAUCGGCCGCCUCACCCAGCCUCAGCGCCACAUUUUCCAGGGGGACUUCAGGGGCGUAUUACAAGCACGCUCUUGGAAUUUUGUUCAGAUUAAAGGCAAUGCUGGAAAACCCCGUAUGCCGAAAAAUCGAUGAUGCACCUGCCGUUCAGUGAUGUUCUCAUCCACUGGAGAAGACUCGUUGUCCGUGCCUUUCCUGUGCUGGGUGAUCUACUUUUAGCUGCUCUAGUGAAUAAAUUAGAAAAUAGUAGGGAAUAAAACCCGAAGCACGAUAGUUGUCUAGCUUUGAGACAUUUAGCAUUAGCCGGCACGACUUCAUUUAGAUUCUGGCUAAGAGUCUCGGCUGAAGCUUCACCUAUCUAUGUUCUCCAGAGAAGCUGCCUGACCCACGGAGCUACUCCAGCACUUUCAGUUCAAAUCGAACUUAAGGCUGCUUUUUGACUGUUGGGUUUUCCUCCCACCAGUGUUUGAUCGAGGAGUUUAAUUGCUGAGUGGACCAUCCCGCGGUUUUAAUUGGUAAGCAGCGUGUACAAGUUCCUUGCAGAAAAGCAGCCCGUUUGUGUCUUCAGGCUGUUUAUUGAUUCCAUUCAGUCAUCCAGUCAGUGAGAGAUACACUAGGACUUGUGAACUAUCAAAAGGAUUAAUCUGCAGUAAACUGCCCACUGCCAAUUAAAUGCUGUGUGGAUAAAAGGUGCUGGAAUGCAGAUCAAUUAACAAUCAAGUUACAUUUAUCAACAAAAAAAAAUCCCCAUAUAUAUUUUCUCCCUAAAGGGCCUGUCACACUUGGCGAUUUUUUCAGCGACUGCCGGCGUCAUAUCAGGGUCGCCAA
Molecule: messenger RNA, 3436 nt
Organism: Amblyraja radiata (thorny skate)
Lineage: Eukaryota; Metazoa; Chordata; Chondrichthyes; Rajiformes; Rajidae
Gene: mcoln1a
Product: mucolipin TRP cation channel 1a
Exons: 15
Coding region: 113-1816 (567 amino acids)
Cellular component (GO): plasma membrane; lysosomal membrane
Molecular function (GO): NAADP-sensitive calcium-release channel activity
Source: RefSeq, a predicted model, not a curated record